Molecule: messenger RNA, 1360 nt
Organism: Guyanagaster necrorhizus
Lineage: Eukaryota; Fungi; Basidiomycota; Agaricomycetes; Agaricales; Physalacriaceae
Exons: 2
Coding region: 211-1029 (272 amino acids)
Source: RefSeq, a predicted model, not a curated record
GAAACGUCGCAGAGAGAGAUACUAGAGAAAUGGCGGCGCCAGCACGACAGGGAGUGAGGGAAUGGCUCGAAGAGAACGGCAGGCUCACCAUAUGGGGCUAGACCACAGGCCGGCAACGCCCCAUGAUCGUAGAGUGAUCUCGUUUAGUCUCCCAUGACUCUUCAUUUCUAUCUGGUCUCACACCGUUCCCCAUCCUCUUCGCUUUAGAUAAUGUCAGCCGUAGCCUCCUCAUCUGCUACCAACAGCGAGCGCAACGUCCGUUUUGACGAUGAAUGCGUCCUUAUUCCCCAGUGUCCAUUCAGGAAACCAGGCCUGCUCGUCACCAAGUCAUAUAUUCUGCCCUGGUGGAAGCGUAAAGCUUCACCACAUAAUCGGGGCGACGGAACAAAAGAGAGCAACGAUAUCUCGUUGCCUGAUGAUAAAGAACACAUAACGCUCAGAAUCCCCUUACCAAGUUUCCUAACUAAGCCUUCCCGGUCACCUCAUUGCACACACACAGAACCUUUAUCCCCUUGCCUUGUGCAUCGAGAGCGACGAUCUGCGUCAACCAACUCAUCUCCCACUAUUCACCACACCAUACCCACUGCGCUCACUCGCACGGCUUCUCUUCCAAUGACUGAUCAUACCGGAAAACCCGUCGCCACUGUGCCACUGCGCGCGUGUUGUCCCAAUUGUUUUCACACUACAGAGCAGUCUUUACAGGAAGGUGACCAGUGGAAGGAAAAAUUCACACGCGGGGCCAGAAGACUGAGACGUGCGAGUGUCGAUUAUUCUACUUCCACAAGUGUGUCGUCUGCUUCUACAUCCUCAGACAUGGAUUUGAGCCUAGAGGCGGCGGAGGAGGCCUUGUUCCACCCACGGAGACAUUCCGUAUCGACAACGGAGAAGGCGUAUCAAUUGAAACGUGCCGCAGAGCCAGAUACACUGUCUGGUCUGAUAUCUAUUGUCUCAGUACCCACGAGCCCGCCUAUUGUCGAAGAAGACGAGGAGUUCCAGGCUGUCACAAGUUGCAGUCUAGCCCACAGGUGAUGGAGGCGCCACCUUCGUUGAUUAUAACUCAGACACCGCAGCGUCUGAGAGAAUGAACGAACGUUGUUGAUGGGGGCAGCAUGGCUGCUAGGAGAAAUCCCGUGGCUGGUCCGAUGUCUUAGCGUGCACAAUAGCAUGUAGCCCACAUUUGAGGUUAUUAUAUAUCCUGUUUCAGCAGCUGCCAGAAUGAUGCAAGUCAAUGGAUUGUAACUGUUCUACUUGCAGCCAAGAACCGUAGCCAGUAAUCUAUAUGCAUCAUUUCUUUGGUGCCCAGAGAUCAUACAACUCCUUGUCUGCGGGAUCGAAACAUGUCAAAAGCGCUGCGUCAGAG